Parasteatoda tepidariorum (common house spider) is the source of this 2580-nucleotide messenger RNA. It is a transcript of the gene Yod1, whose product is annotated as Yod1 deubiquitinase. Lineage: Eukaryota; Metazoa; Arthropoda; Arachnida; Araneae; Theridiidae. Gene Ontology annotation, biological process: endoplasmic reticulum unfolded protein response; protein deubiquitination; ERAD pathway. The record is from RefSeq and is a predicted model, not a curated record. Gene Ontology annotation, cellular component: nucleus; cytosol. Gene Ontology annotation, molecular function: protein binding; cysteine-type deubiquitinase activity.
CCUUUAUACAACAUUAACAUUGAUGACACAGCAAACUUAAAACCGAUUCAAGACAUUAACAUAAGAGUAGGUGCCAAAAGGACUGUUUUAAAGCUUAAGAAACCAGACCGUAAGCAUCUCAGAUGUGAAUUUAAAAAAUUCCUUGUAAUAUUGACAAAUUCUAUACAAGAAAAUCUCCCCAUUUGUAAUAAUUUUUUUAAGGAUAUGGAAGUGUUACACCCUAUCAUGAGGAAAGACUCCUCUGACAAUGCUGUAACAGACAGUGCAAGAAAAUGAAAUCUCUUCAUCUUAUAGAUAAGGAAGUUGACACAAUUGUCAGAGACUGGCAAACUUAUCGUUUGGAUGGAGAUAUCGACAAACUCUGUGAUUAGUUCACUUCUCUCAUUCAUUCUGAAAAUUCUGUCAAGUAUAAAAGAGUGGUCAGUUAUUGGGCUAAAGUGCUCAAUACUAAAUACACUGGUGUACUAAAGUACAAAAACUAAUAUUUGUUGGUAAAAUCCUGCCUCUCUCUCUUUCACAUGGCAAUGCAGAUGUUGAGAGAGGAUUCUCAGUCAACAAUGCAAUUUUAUCACCAGAAAGAUCUUGUUUGUCUGAAAAAGCAAUUAUUGGCCUAAGAUUACAUAAAGAUGCUGUUCGGAGGCAUGAUAAUAGCAUUUUAAAUAUUCCUAUGACUUUCUCAUUAUUAAACUAUGUAACUAAAGCACGUUCAGUAUAUAAAGAAGAAAAAGAAGCUGCCUAAGCUAAGAUAGACGCAGAAAAACGAUCUCUGUCUGAAUCGGAACAAUUGCGAAAAAAACAAAGAAAAAUUGCAUGAUUUAGAAAAUCAUGUGAAAUCCUUAUAAGAUUAAUUGAGUCUUUCCCAGAAUUUACUACAGGAGACUUGCAAAGAUGAGGAAUAAGAAGACAAUGGCUACUUCUAGCUUCGCAAUCAGAUGUAUAUCUGCUAGCGGACGAUUUACUAUAUCCGAGUUGGAAAGCAGUAGUACUGUAAAGGCAUUGAAGGAGUCAAUUAUGAAAGUAACCGAAAUUCAACCCGAAAAAAUGAAAAUUCUUAGUGGAUAUCCCCCAAAGCCAAUAAAAUUGGAACAUGAUAAUUCAAAAUUAGAUGAAGUGGGUAUUGAAUCUGGGGAGACUUUAAUCAUUCAAGUUGAUGAAACUUUGAAUGCCCAAGCUGUACCUGAUGUCAAUAAACCAACUUCAAGUGAGAGCCCUAAGAAAAGGAAACAAGAACUACCUCCAGUGAUGAAACAAAUGAAGGAAUUUAGCAAUGGCGCGCCAGAUAUUAUGCCCGGAAUAAUGAUGAGAUAUGAUGUUCCUUCGAACAACUCGUGCUUAUUUUCCAGUGUUUAUUUUCUUGUGCACAAUGGACUUUUAGAAUUAGCAAAAAGUGAUAAACUGAGACGAAUUAUUGCUGAUGCAGUGUCAAAAGAUCCUGUGAAAUAUAAUGAUGCCUUUUUAGGUCGUGAAAACUCCGAGUAUUGCCGAUGGAUUCUCAAUCAAGCCAACUGGGGUGGAGCUAUUGAACUUGCCAUUUUAAGUGAAUUUUUCAAGUUAGAGAUUUGUGCCAUUGACAUCAUGAGCUGUCAAAUGUUAAGAUUUGGAGAAAGUAAUAAUUACCAAAGAAGAGGUAUUGUUGUAUAUGAUGGUAUUCAUUAUGAUCCAUUGUACAUGCAGCGUGAGGAAAAGCUUCAAACGAUAUUUCAUGUAUCUGAUACUCAAAUUUUGGAACUUGCUUUAGAAGUAGCUAGGGAAGCUCGAUCAAGUAAGCAGUUUACUGAUAUAGUCAACUUUAAAUUGAAGUGCAAUGAUUGCGGUCAAAAUUUGAUUGGUGAAAAAGAUGCUUCAGCUCAUGCUGCUGCCACUGGUCAUGUCAGCUUUGGUGAACUUCUAUAACUUUAACCUCUUCCUUACAUCCUCUCGUCUUUCAUUACUCACAUGUCAAUUUUUUUUUUCAUUAUUUAAGUGUCAUAAUUACAUAUUCAUAGUGACUUUAAUGAUUGAUUCAUAUUACAUUUAGUUCAUGUUUAAUCUCAGAACAAACAUGCUUUUUUCCAUGCAUGAAACUUAUGUGUUUACUUGUGUUUUGAUUUCUGUUUCAUUCUUAUAAACAUUUUAAAUUUUUUUUUUUUUUUUUUCAGUUUGAUUAAUAUAAUUUUAAGACUUCUGGCUCAGAAAUGUUUUCCAUAUUUCUGUAAGCAAAAUUAAAAUAACUUUCAAUUUUACUUAAUGAUCAACAAAUAAUUCUUUUUAUACCUUAAUUGAAGUAGAAGUUUUAUCUAAACAUACAAGUGUAGAAUUUAAAAAAAAAAAAAGAGCAGCAGAGAGUCAAAAUUAGUUAUGUAGAACUCUACUGAUUUAUUCUGCUUUGAAAUACUAUAAACAAACUUUGAAUUUCUAUUUUUGAUUUUACGGAAAAGCAGUAACUCUAUAGCAAGUGUUGAAAUCUUUAUGUAAUUAAGAUUUAUAUUUUCUUACCAAAAAAUGCUGGGAUAUUUUUUGUGCAAUCUUGCGAUGAAUAUUUCUCUUUAUAACUACUGUAAAUUUUUUUCUAUGAAAAUAAAGAAUUUUUUACAACAUAAA